UUCCUUCUUCGUCGAACAUUCUCGGUUCCUCCCAAUUCACACUCACAGUUUGAAAAGGCCAAAAGAACACAGAAGGAGGAAAAGAACAUAGCAUUCCUUCAACAAUGGCGAAGAGGAGGAUCACUCUCUCUCUCUACACUCUGUUUCUCUCUCUGUCGGUGGUUUCCUUGGCAAUUGCAGUCAGAGUAACGCCUCUCCUGCAAACCCAGGAGAAACCCAGUUUUCAAAGACCAACAUUUAAUCGCAUUUUUGAUACUUCCAAGUAUGGCAUUUUGCAGCUCAACAACGGCUUGGCUCAAACGCCUCAGAUGGGGUGGAAUAGCUGGAAUUUCUUUGCUUGCAAUAUCAAUGAAACCGUGAUCAAGGAAACCGCUGAUGCGCUCAUCUCAACUGGCCUAGCAGAAUUAGGUUAUGUGUAUGUCAAUAUAGAUGAUUGCUGGUCUUCUCCAACACGAAAUUCUGAGGGUCAAUUGGUCCCUGAACCUAAAACAUUUCCAUCGGGAAUUAAAGCUCUUGCUGAUUAUAUACAUGGAAAAGGACUCAAGCUUGGAAUUUAUUCUGAUGCUGGGGUUUUUACAUGUCAAGUUCGACCAGGAUCACUUUAUCAUGAAAGUGCGGAUGCAAAGCUAUUUGCUUCUUGGGAUGUGGAUUAUUUGAAGUAUGACAACUGUUAUAACCUGGGGAUCCCACCAAAAGAACGAUACCCACCAAUGCGUGAGGCCCUAAAUGCAUCUGGGCGCACAAUUUUCUAUUCGCUUUGUGAAUGGGGUGUUGACGACCCUGCUUUGUGGGCUGGAAAGGUUGGAAAUAGUUGGCGUACUACAGAUGACAUUAAUGAUACUUGGGCGAGCAUGACAACAAUUGCUGAUUUGAAUGACAAGUGGGCAGCGUAUGCAGGACCUGGUGGAUGGAAUGAUCCGGAUAUGUUGGAAGUUGGCAAUGGAGGCAUGACUUACAAGGAGUACCGUGCUCAUUUUAGCAUCUGGGCUUUGAUGAAGGCCCCUCUUUUGAUUGGUUGUGAUGUAAGAAACAUGACUGCAGAAACAUUUGAGAUUCUAAGCAAUGCGGAGAUUAUUGCUGUAAACCAAGAUCCACUUGGGGUUCAGGGAAGGAAAGUUUAUGUUUCUGGAACAGAUGGUUGCUAUCAGGUUUGGGCAGGUCCUCUAUCAGGAGAUCGGUUGACUGUUGCUCUCUGGAAUCGGUGCUCGAAAUCAGAGACUAUAACAGCUACUUGGGAAGUACUUGGACUUGAAUCCGGCAUCAGUGUCUCAGUGAGAGAUUUGUGGCAGCACAAAGAGGUAGCGGUAGACGCGGUGUCGUCAUUUGGUGCUCAGGUCGAUGCUCACGACUGCCGGAUGUACAUUUUUACUCCUCGGACCGGCUCGCUCAGAUAUGUAGCUUAGCCGUAAAAUUGUUCCGAAAAAGGCGCUGUCCACCGUUGUCUGCAAGAGUUCAUGGCUGUAAUCUUCGGGUUUUGCAGAACUUGGCGACGAUCUAAGCGCCAAUCUGUAAUGUAUAUUGCUCACGUAAAAGUAUCAUAUUUCAGUGUGUAUAUGAUCACGUUCUCAUUCGGAACCAUCAGCUGUUGAAACAAUGAGAAGGAUUUUAUAAACCCUAA
Malus domestica (apple) is the source of this 1618-nucleotide messenger RNA. RefSeq names its product alpha-galactosidase 3. The record is from RefSeq and is a predicted model, not a curated record. NCBI's taxonomy places the organism in Eukaryota, Viridiplantae, Streptophyta, Magnoliopsida, Rosales, Rosaceae. Gene Ontology annotation, molecular function: hydrolase activity, hydrolyzing O-glycosyl compounds. Gene Ontology annotation, biological process: carbohydrate metabolic process.